CUCCUGAACUUUCACUUGGUUUCACUCAGUCUGAAGACGGACGUGUGUGGAUCGCUGACAUGAUCACAGGUCGGGAUUUCAACCACCUGUACUUGAGGGAUCUUGGAAAUGUGACCAAGACAUUAACACAACGCAGGGCGGAUUAGAGUAACCAUACUUCUAGACAUUGUUGGACCAAGUUAGCAGCACAUUCCUCGACACACGAGUCUUUUUUCACACGCGGGGUGCAACAUGAGGACCUUCCUGGGAGUGUUAAUGGUGAUCAUUGUCUCAGGUGACAAUGAGACUAUUAAAGGCAGCUUAGACGGCAGUGUCCUUCUGCAAUGCAACUGCUCAGAGAGAAAUGUGAAUGAGAAGCUCCAGUGGCAGAAGGAAAAACCAAUCAUGCUGAUGGUGUUCAGACACAAUGAGACGAAUUCAAUGUUUAACGAAAGAUACAAGGGCAGGGCCAAGACAUUUCUGUCCGACAACAGCAACAACUGCUCCAUUCUGCUGAACAACAUCACAGCAGACGACCAGGGGAUUUACAAGUGCAGUUUUUACAUUCAAGAAACAUACCAGAGAUCAUUUGUGAAUCUAAGCGUGUCUGCGGACUACCAUGUCUGUCAGAAUGACGACAACCCGAGUGGAAGUGGAAAGGUUUUCCAUUGUUGCAUGAAAGGACGCUACAGGGAGUCUGAGAUUCAGUGGAGGUUGGAUAGACAGCUUCUUACUAAUUCAACCACAACUUACAUAACCCACACAUACUACCUGGAUGCUACAGGCUACUACUAUUUCAACAGCACACUCAGCACUAAACUCAACUGGACAUCAAAGCCUACAUGUGAUGUGAAGGCAAAAGGCGUGUCAACCAACAUCAUCAGUGAGCGCAGAACUGGACCCUCCCCGCAGCAAGGUUCAGGUAGAUACCGGCACUUAACGAUCAUUCCCAUUACAUUGGUGCUUGGACUUUCCCUGCUCUUGUGGCGGUAUCGUUCCAACACCUCACGGAGUACGCCGAGGAUAAGAGAUGACCUAUGCUGCUAAGAACCCAUGACAAACUCCAGUGUGACAAUGUGAGAGUGUGUUCCACUGAACUGUUAGUCACGAAUGUGGUGUCAUGCCCGCACAGAGUCUCUCAACAGGCAGGUUACAUCCUGUGUUCAUGCCGCUCAAGGAAUGUGGUGUUUAUUUUGGAAGAAGGUACCAACCUUGUGAACUUUUAUGGACGUUUGCAGGGAGGUGUUUUUAUUGUUAUACUUCCUUACAACUCACUGUAAUGAGAUUAGCCUCUGCGAUCUGAGGACAAAGUGAGACAUUUAAAUAUAAUUAGAUACACAUGGUGUCGACCAUAGACUCCAUAAAAAAUGGACGUAGCUAUCAUGACUUCACCCAUUGGUUUGUGGAAUGCUGUUUUGAAGCCUCAAGUUCGGCAUUUUGGCUGUCGCCAUCUUGGUUUUUUGGAGCAAGAAGUGACUAUAUUUGGACGAGAGCUUGGAGCUGUGGAGAAGCGAGGGAUGGAUCCGACUCUAGACUGUGGUGAGGCCUUACAGACAGCCUAUCACUCAAGUGGUCACACACUUAAAUAUGGGUAACUCUCAGUCUUUAAAAUGUAAAUGGGUGAGUUUUAAAAAAAUUCACCCCCCGUACAGUUGUCAUGACUGCUGACAUUUGCUAUAGAAGCCAAAACUUUUUUUGUACCAGGCUGUAAAGUAAGGCUGGGCAUUUUAACAUGGGAGUCUAUGGGGAUGGACACUGUUUUGGAGCCAGCCUCAAGUGGCCAUUAGAGGAACUGCAGUUUUUUUUGCACCUCCACAUUGGGUUCAUUUCUCAGCCUCGGAGGUUGGUUUCUACAGGUAUCACACACUUACAUACUUUAAAGAUAUUUUUAACCAAAUUUAAGACUGAUUUUUAGACAAAUAAUCAUUUUAUUAUUCAAAUAUUGCAAAUAAAGGUAUAUAUAUGUUCCUGUGCAGGAGUAGGUCUAACGUAUGGUUAUGAGAGUGAGUUAGGUUAAUAUAAAUUUUGUCAACACGUAAGUGCAAGUGUAAAGUAAAAAGACGGUUUAGGUUAACACUGGGGGUUUAAGGUUUGUAACAUCAGAAAUGUGGACCAAAAGUGAUGAAAAGAAAUUAAAAGAUGGAUAAAGAAAAAUAGAUAAAAUGACCUUAGAAAUCCAAAUCCAAAUUUAAGACUAUUUAAUGCAUUUGAAGGUUUUAUAUUUGAAAUUAAAUUUGAGACAAUUAAAGACUUUUUAAGAACCUGCAGACACCCGGGUAACAUGAAGAAAACACAAAAAAUACAGGAAUCAUUACACAACAACAACAAAAAGUUGAUUCUGUAGCAGGUAAAAUUUGACACUAUUCAUAUUCAAAUUGAGCCAGAACAGCUUUGAAAAUGUGUCUUGCUGACAUGGUUAGAUGUAAAUAAGACCAUUUUCUGAAUGUACAAAAAAAGUUAAACUGUUUCACAUAUACUCCCAUAUACUUAAAUCCAGACAUACUGCAGAAAACUGAGCCAUUUAAUGAUUUAGUUUAUCUAUAUAUACUGUAAGUGCCGUACUUCAAAAAAGGUUAUAAAUACAUUUAUAUUUACUGUAGAUAUUUUAGGUAACUUCAUCUAUAUUGCAACAAUUGUAAUGAAUGGAAGUUGUAUGAAAUGUGUUUGCAUUAGUGUGACUAUCUACUGUGAUUACCUUGUAAAGGUCCUUGAUCGAGGCUCUUCUAACAUUGUGUGUUAAAAUACAGCCUGUUUUUCUGUAACUGCCUGUUAUAUACUGGUUACACUGAAUGUUGUUGCUUUAUCAGAUUUGUUUUACAUUUGUAAACAAACACAUUAAGGUCAUUUUAUAUUAUAUGAAUAAUACAUCAAGUUUUGGAGGGAACCCCUGUGACAAUUUUGUGCCAUUUAAGCCUGUGAAUGAGCCCUACCUGGACAGCCGAACAGUCAAAGACAUUUUUAUCUUUCUCAGUCUGGAAAGAUGUUGUUGAACUCCUGGAACUGGGACACAUAUUGGUGGUCCAGAUGGCCAGUCAACCAUGAGUCUCAUAUUCUGGGUUCGGACAGCAGCCUUGCUUCUGCGGCUGCAAACAGGAGACCACGCCAAAUCUGAAGCGAGGGAAUUGCAAUAAUAUGUGAACAUGUGAAUGUGUGGACUUUUUUAUGAUCAGCAAAGGGUGACAUUUAAACCUACACUGGGAGUGUUUUGCUCUGGAAAAAAACUGAACAACCCUUUUCACCCACAUACUACGGUUGGUUUGUUUUUUUGAGUUGCUUAUUCCUUAUGUUGUUUUAUAUCUUGUCAUCAUUCUCACUUUCUUUGUGUAAGUUGUGCUUAAAAGCAAAACACUGUAAAAGCAUAGUACCAGUGUCAUUUAAAGCUUUCCAGCAUGCUGAGACUGGUUAGUGGAGCUCGGGCAGAGAUUAAAUUCAGCCUUUUUUUUGUCUAUCUGGAGGAAAUGUGGCAACAUUUGGCACUGUGUAUACAGUAUGUGCGUGCAAGAGAGAUUACAGAUGCCAUUAAAUACAAUAAAGUACAUCAAAGAAA
Molecule: messenger RNA, 3526 nt
Organism: Epinephelus lanceolatus (giant grouper)
Lineage: Eukaryota; Metazoa; Chordata; Actinopteri; Perciformes; Serranidae
Product: butyrophilin subfamily 1 member A1
Biological process (GO): cell surface receptor signaling pathway; positive regulation of T cell proliferation; cellular response to lipopolysaccharide
Cellular component (GO): external side of plasma membrane
Source: RefSeq, a predicted model, not a curated record